This is a messenger RNA of Entrophospora sp. SA101, 1278 nucleotides long. The record is from the annotation of a GenBank genome assembly. Lineage: Eukaryota; Fungi; Glomeromycota; Glomeromycetes; Entrophosporales; Entrophosporaceae.
AUGGCGAUUGCUCCAACUGCUACUAUUGCUAAUAUUGCUGGUUGUUAUCCUUGUAUUGAAGGAAUUAAAUGGUUAGACCAAAGCAUUAGUCAUAAUGUUUUUAUGAGAGGAACUUCGGGUCAGAAACUUAAUGAUAUUUAUUUUGCCGCUUGGGAAAAGGGUCUCAAAACUACUUAUUAUUUACGAACUUUGGGAGCCAGUCGGAUUGAAAGUUCCACCUUAGAUGCGGCCAAAUUUGGCUUUACUCAAAAACGAGAUAACCAAGAAUGUUUCUUAAAUAGCGAUUUUAAAACAACUAAAUUAAAGAACUUAAAUAUUGAGCCGUUAUCAGUAGCCAAGUAUUUUUAUGAAAAAGGUAUCGAAGAUUACCGACUUACUCAGGACUUUCUUUACCUAACUUACUUGGAAGCCUUAAAAAAAGAAACCUCAGUUUUUCAGGAAAUGCAUGAUUACUAUAAAAAACAUAAAAGUUUUACUGGACUAUUUAAUAAAGUUGAAAAUAUAGAAGAUAAAACAGUCCGUUCUCUUUUAACCAAAGUUUACCGCGAUUAUCAAAACUCCAAAAAGAAAGAUGAGGAACAUUUUCAUCUAGUCAACUCCUCAACCAUUAGGGAAAAGAUUGCUAAAUUAGCAAAUAAUAAAUAUCUUGCCGAGGAAAGAAUUUUCCAAAUGCCCAUUGGCAAAGAGCCACGCUUAUAUGGUUAUUUAGAAAAGGUUAAGUAUACCGAUAUCUAUCUUUUUAAAGUUUUGCUUUUUGACCCUAAUCACUUAGUUUAUCCCAAAGGCAAAAUGCCUAAUCCUAAGAAUUUAACCUGUUUAUUUAGUGAAGAAGACUCUUUCACUUUUGACCUAGCUGAAUUUAACAAAGGCAAAGAAGUUCCACAAUCAUGGGGAAGUUGGGUUAAAUCGUGGAUAAAAAGCACCGAUAAAAAAUACAAAACUGGAAGAUUGAUGUUGACAGUAAGAGUAGAUCCUAGAACAGACAUAGCGGGAAUAACAGAAAAAGUAUCCGGACUUGGUAUUGAAUUAAUAGAAGGCGAUAAAGAUAAAAUUAAAGUAAAAGGUGAACAUUUGGCACAUGACAAAUCUGAUGUUUUUUUCGAAGCUCUAAUGAAUCCAAAGUGCUUAAACAAGGAAUUUGCUGUGCAAGAUUUAGACACAACCGAUUUAAAAGUUGAAGGUGAAUUCUUAAUGAUUCCAAGAAAGGCAUAUCAUAACAUUAUCCCACCCAAAUACCAUUCUUUAAGUGAUGUAUUAAAAAGUGAGGGAUUUAACUGA